Rotaria socialis is the source of this 1134-nucleotide messenger RNA. NCBI's taxonomy places the organism in Eukaryota, Metazoa, Rotifera, Eurotatoria, Philodinida, Philodinidae. The record is from the annotation of a GenBank genome assembly.
AUGUCGACAACAACAAUCACGACAAAGAAAGAAAAAAAUGAAGAUCAAUUUGAACUUGAGCAACAAUUUGUUCUUCGAAUGCCACCGGGUGAACAUGCAAACCGUUUACACGAUUUAAUUGAAUGUGGCGAUGAAAAAAUUCGCGAACGUCUUUUCAUCGAUUUAAAUCCUGAAAGAAGACGUGGUCGCGUGAAAUUUGAUGAUACUGUUUUUAAAGCUACACUCUACGAUUUACCCUGUAUAACUGAAACAUACAAAACAUUUGAUCGUAAGACUUUAUAUAAAAUAGCUGAUGUUGCUCAAGUUCUUGUUUGCCGACUACCGGGUGAUCUUAGUUCGAGUGAUGAUGAUGACGACGAUGACGAAACAGGAAAACGAUCAAACACAAAUGUAACAACAAUAUCUGAUGGCGGAAAUGAGAAGAAAAAGAAAGAAAAAGACAAAGAAAAAAAAUUUCAAUGGCCACAUGGAUUAACACCACCAUUAAAAAAUGUAAGAAAACGUCGUUUUCGUAAAGUAGCUCGACAAAAAACACAAGAUCGAGAUGAAAUGGAACAAGAAGUCCGACGUUUAUUUCGAGCUGAUAAUGAAGCAAUUGAUGUCAAGUGGGAAGUAAUUGACGAUGAUCAAGAAAUAGAAGUUCAUAAACCGAUAGAUAAAGAUCCACCCGAACAUACUGAUCUAUUUGGUGGUGCUGUUAGCGAAUCGGAUGAAGAGGAAACAUCACAGAAAGAUAUGGUCGAACGUCAUCCAGCUGCGCAUUCUGUCGAUCAACGAAUGGAUUUUGAAGGUUUAUUUAGCGGUGAUAUGUGCGAAUUAAGUAAUAUGGACGCAGCAUCACAAAUGAAUCCAACUGAAGAAGACAAUACGAGUCAAUCUAACUGGCAGCAGCACGAUGACUUAAACCUCGAUGAGAAUACUGCAACUGGUGGUUUAUCACAAGAAACACGAACAAAAUUAGACGAAUGUCAAAAUGAAUUAGAUCGUUUAAAUGUCGAAAAGGCGAAUAUUAAUGCGCGAUUAACUGGAAUGAAUAAUCCAGGACUUCGAAAUCUAUUAAUAACAAAAAUGAAUUCAAUUCAAUCAGAAAUAGAACGUGCGCAAAUGGAGUACGAUCAAUUAUCAACGAUGUAA